ACUUCCAGCACCAAACCUGCUCAGUCUGCGGCAGGAGCGCUCUCUGCUUAGGUUGUACUGCAAAAGCCUCCCUUCACCCAACGCCAUCUUGUGAUUGAGGUGCUUUUCUCGUCAAGGUAUUACCACCUAUUCUCAGUUUUUUGUUUGGGAAAAAGGCAGAACAAAUAACGUCGUGAAUAAUGGUGAAACUGGGGAGUAACGUGAACGAGAAGAACAGCAAACAACAAGCUUGUAGCGAUGAGAAUUUUCACACCGUCCCCUUGAUCACACCCCUGGAUGUGAACCACCUGCAGUUCCCUGCUCCAGACAAGGUUGUGGUGAAAACAAGAACUGAGUUCCAAUCCGAUCAAAAGAACAAAGGGAGACUGAGAGUACCGAAGAUCGCCGAGUUCACCAUCAGCUUCAAUGACGGUGUUUCUGAAAGGCUUAAGGUCACCAUUCUCAUAUUCCUCGCUCUUGCAUUCCUUGCUUGUAUAGUCUUCUUAGUGGUAUACAAAGCCUUCACCUAUGAUCACAGUUGCCCAGAUGGAUUUGUGUACAAGCAUAAACGCUGUAUACCAGCAUCCCUUGAAGCCUACUAUUCAGCACAAGACUCCACCUCCCAAGGACGAUUCUACACUGUCAUCAGCCACUACAGCCUGGCCAAACAAACCACCUCCCGUUCGGUGUCACCUUGGCUGCCUGGUACCUCAGAUGAAAAGACAGCAGAAGAUGAUUCAAAAUCUUCAAGCAACAAUAGUCACUGAGCAACUUACACAGAGUGAGGUUCUGUAAAACAACACAAGUGUGAAAGGUGUUUAGGUCGCUGAUCAAUCGAAAAUGUUACCGCACUAAGCAGUGCAAAAAAAAAAGCGGUGUUUGGAUUAUACGAUAGUCGUUUCUUUUGUCCCUCAUCCUUAUUGAUUUGUAAUUGAUUCUGAAGCUUUUGUACAAAGGCAUGUUUGAUGUUGCUGCACUUCACACACUAUAAGCUCAUUUUUGAAUAACCCAUGUGAGGACAUCUUACCCUCGAUGACUUUGCCUCUUAUUGUUUGAUUGCAUUUUUAGAAAAUCCGGCGUUGGUGAGUGCCCCCUCCCCAUCCCCCCCAUCCUGUCCCACUCCCACUU
Callorhinchus milii (elephant shark) is the source of this 1107-nucleotide messenger RNA. It is a transcript of the gene nsg2, whose product is annotated as neuronal vesicle trafficking associated 2. The record is from RefSeq and is a predicted model, not a curated record. Lineage: Eukaryota; Metazoa; Chordata; Chondrichthyes; Chimaeriformes; Callorhinchidae. Gene Ontology annotation, molecular function: clathrin light chain binding. The transcript has 5 exons. Bases 180 to 746 code for a protein of 188 amino acids. Gene Ontology annotation, cellular component: endosome; membrane. Gene Ontology annotation, biological process: G protein-coupled dopamine receptor signaling pathway; clathrin coat assembly; endosomal transport.